Molecule: messenger RNA, 2053 nt
Organism: Hemiscyllium ocellatum (epaulette shark)
Lineage: Eukaryota; Metazoa; Chordata; Chondrichthyes; Orectolobiformes; Hemiscylliidae
Gene: alkbh8
Product: alkB homolog 8, tRNA methyltransferase
Exons: 11
Coding region: 20-1999 (659 amino acids)
Biological process (GO): tRNA wobble uridine modification
Cellular component (GO): nucleus; cytoplasm
Molecular function (GO): S-adenosylmethionine-dependent methyltransferase activity; tRNA binding
Source: RefSeq, a predicted model, not a curated record
GCGAUUCCCUCCGUAAAACAUGGCGGCCUCCGGCUGCAGAAAUGUGAAAUUGUCCAAAGGGCAGAAAAAGUUGUUGAGAAAACAAGCGAAAGCGCAACACGUCCUCCUGAAGCAAGAUGGUAUCGCAACUGUAUCUGUGCCGACUAAACACUUGGUUGUAGCCAAUGGCGGCCUGGGCAAUGGUGUCAGCCGGGAGCAGUUGAAUGAAGUAUUACAGAAGUUUGGAACAGUGGAGACCCUUCUCAUGUUGCCUCAUAAACCACAUGCAUUUGUAACAUACAGUGCAAUUCAGGAGGCCACGGAGGCAUACAACGCUCUUAAUGGACAAAACCUAAACAGUGGUGAAAAUACAAAACUCGUCACUUUAUAUCUAAACUUUGUGGAGGAUGUUGUUAGUGAAGAUGUUUCUCAUUCAAGCCUACCACCAGGUCUUCUGGUGGUUGAAGACUUCAUUUCUACUGAAUAUGAGAAGAGGCUUUUGGUAUUUGCAGAUGGAAGCCCAAAUACAACAGUGGAAAAUGCCCAGAGAUCUCUGAAACAUCGAAGAGUGAAGCAUUAUGGUUAUGAAUUCCGCUAUGACAACAACAAUGUAGACAAAGAUAAACCCCUACCUGGAGGUCUUCCUGAGAUUGUUGAUGACAUUUUGGAGCAGUUCAUAAAAAAGGGAUACGCAAAAUUUAAACCUGAUCAACUAACGAUAAAUCAAUAUGAGCCUGGACAAGGGAUUCCUCCCCACAUUGACACUCAUUCAGCAUUUGAGGAUGGGAUCUUCUGUUUGAGCCUUGGAGCUGAGACAGUGAUGGAUUUUAAGCAUCCAAAUGGCCUUAGUGUUGCAGUGAUGCUGCCUCGUCGUAGUCUGCUCAUAAUGACUGGUGAAUCCAGAUAUCUUUGGAGUCAUGGAAUUACCCCUAGAAAGUUUGAUGUGGUGACAGCAUCAGAGAUGCAAAAGACUGGUACCAUCACUGAUGACAUCAGUAACCUGACUUUAAAUAAAAGGGGAGCGAGGACAAGUUUUACCUUUCGGAAAGUCAGAACAAGAUUGUGUGAUUGUGCUUACCCAGUAGUCUGUGACAGUCAGAGUACUCGGGAGUGCAAGGAUACACCCACAUUGGUCCCAAGUAGUGAUGUGGAUGCCUCAAAGCUGGAGCACAAGUAUGUACAUGAUGUCUAUGAUGAGAUUGCUGGUCACUUCAGCAGUACUAGGCACACCCCAUGGCCUAAAGUGUCUGAAUUCCUGAAAGCACUGCCAGCUGGAUCUUUUGUGGCUGAUGUUGGUUGUGGAAAUGGCAAAUAUCUAGGUGUGAACAAGAACCUUUUCAUGGUGGGAUGUGAUCACAGCAAAAGUCUUGCUCAUAUUUGCAGAGAGAGAAAUUUUGAGGUCUUCAUCUGUGACGGCUUGCUUAUGCCCAUGCGCAGUGGUGUUUGUGAUGCCUGUAUAUCUAUAGCUGUUGUGCAUCACUUUUCAACAGAGGCUAGACGGCUGACAGCCAUCAAAGAGAUUGUAAGACUUCUACGACCAGGAGGCAAGGGACUUAUUUAUGUUUGGGCUAUGGAACAGGAACGUGACAAUAUAAAAUCUAAAUACCUCAUGGAAAGAAAAAGAACAACCAAAACACAAGAAAAGUACACGACAAUGCCAAUAGUGAAUGAAGAUCAAGAUAUGAAUCAAGUUGAUUUAGCUCAUUUCAAUCAGUUGGAAGAUAAUUGUAAAGACAAAAUGAAUGAAAAAGACAGUGCAAAGCUGUCUGUUCACACAAAUAGAACCUAUUUUGAGUCACAAGAUCUACUUGUUCCUUGGCAUUUGAAAGCUGGAGUUAAACUGGAUAGUGUCUCAUCAUUGCCCCCUCGUGGGACCAAAGACAUUACAGUUUUCCAUCGUUACUAUCAUGUUUUUUCUGCUGGUGAAUUAGAAAACCUAUGUCAUAGUAUACCUAAUAUGAGAAUCAUAAAGAGUUAUUAUGAUCAAGGGAAUUGGUGUGUGAUAAUUGAAAAAUACUAAAAUGUAAGAAAAAGUUAUUAUGUACUUGUAAUCCCACAUUUAAAUUUAAUUUGU